CAACAGUGAACAGUCACUCCUGCCUCUAUAUAAAACCCUAACUACUUCACACUUGUUCUCAAUCCUCCAUUCCUCUCUCUUCUUUCUCUCUCUAGUCUCUCCUCUGUUUUUUAGUUAUUAGAGAGUUUUUUUUUUUUGACAAAAGGGUUUUAGUCAUUAGGGAGUUCAGAUAAAAGCAGAGAAUAUGACGGUGGCUGUGGAGAUUAGAGAAUACGACCCGAGCAAGGACUUAGCCACCGUGGAAGACGUUGAACGGCGGUGCGAAGUUGGUCCAACCGGCAAACUCUCUCUCUUCACCGAUCUCUUAGGUGACCCAAUUUGCCGUGUCCGACAUUCACCUUCUUAUCUGAUGCUGGUGGCUGAGAUUGGCACGGAUGAGAAGAAGGAGUUAGUUGGAAUGAUCCGUGGAUGUAUUAAAACCGUUACAUGUGGUAGCAAAACACUCGAGUUAACACACAAACCACAAAACGACGUCGUUACUGCUAAACCACUUUACACUAAACUCGCUUACGUUUUGGGCCUCCGCGUUUCUCCUACUCACAGGAGGCAAGGAAUCGGGUUUAAGCUCGUGACUGAGAUAGAGAAAUGGUUUAAUCAAAACGGCGCCGAAUAUUCCUACAUUGCUACUGAAAACGACAAUCAAGCUUCCGUGAAUCUUUUCACCGGGAAAUGUGGUUACUCCGAGUUCCGUACACCGUCGAUUUUGGUUAAUCCGGUUUACGCACACCGAGUUGAUAUUUCCAACCGGGUCACCGUAAUCAAGCUUGAACCGUCCGAUGCUGAGUUAUUAUACCGACUACGGUUUAGCACAACCGAGUUUUUUCCACGAGACAUUGAUUCGGUUCUCAAUAACAAACUCUCGUUAGGAACAUUCGUCGCUGUUCCACGUGGUAGCUGUUAUGGAUCCGGGUUUGGGUCAUGGCCCGGUUCGGCUAAAUUCCUCGAAUAUCCACCCGAUUCGUGGGCGGUUUUAAGCGUGUGGAAUUGCAAAGAAUCGUUUCGGUUAGAGGUUCGCGGCGCGUCGAGAUUACGGCGUGUGGUGGCCAAAACGACGCGCGUAGUUGAUAAAACGUUGCCGUUUUUGAAAAUUCCGUCUAUUCCGGCGGUUUUUCAACCGUUUGGGCUGCAUUUUAUGUAUGGAAUCGGUGGAGAAGGACCACGCGCAGAGAAAAUGGUGAAGGCAUUGUGUGGCCACGCGCAUAAUAUAGCGAAGGAAGGAGGAUGCGGUGUUGUCGCGGUGGAAGUCGCCGGUGGAGAGCCAUUCCGGCGAGGGAUUCCACACUGGAAAGUGCUAUCGUGCGCCGAGGAUUUAUGGUGUAUUAAGCGGCUUGGAGAUGAUUAUAGUGACGGCUCUGUUGGUGAUUGGACUAAAUCACCACCUGGCAAUUCCAUUUUUGUUGACCCUAGAGAAUUUUAAUUUUUAACCCCAAAUGACGAAAUUAGUUUUAUAUUUACAGAAAAAGACGAAUAUUUGAACUAUCAUGUCAGAUGUCUUUUUAACUGUUAGAAAAAUUGAGUGAUGAUGUAUUAGGAAUUUUUCAAUAAAAUAACGUCGUUUAAAAGAUAUUCGAAUGUAAUAUUUUUAUAAGAAAAUCUUGG
Molecule: messenger RNA, 1599 nt
Organism: Thlaspi arvense
Lineage: Eukaryota; Viridiplantae; Streptophyta; Magnoliopsida; Brassicales; Brassicaceae
Source: the annotation of a GenBank genome assembly